GCUACUUUGCUGAUACAACGUUCAAUCAGUUGUUCUCCGGGCUUUGUCUUGACAAGAUAUUCCGAUUUGUUAAGAAAUUUAUUUUUUUGAGUUCUCAAUAUGAUGGGUGACGAUAUUAGUGACGAACUUCCUCCAGAACAAAUUGCCAUUCUUCAAAAGGCAUUCAAGAGUUUCGAUCAUGACAAUAGCGGAAGUAUUUCCUCCGAAACUGUCGCCGAUAUUCUUCGUUUGAUGGGACAACCCUUCGAUCGCAAGAUUCUCGACGAGCUCAUCGAAGAAGUUGACGAAGACAAAUCGGGUCGCAUCGAGUUCAGUGAAUUCAUUCAACUUGCUGCCCGUUUCAUCAUUGAGGAAGAUGUUGAAGCCAUGCAAAAGGAGUUGCGCGAAGCCUUCCGCUUGUACGACAAAGAAGGAAAUGGUUACAUCCCAACCCGAUGCCUUCGUGAGAUCUUGCACGAAUUGGAUGAUCAACUCAGCGAAUCAGAACUCGACAGCUUGAUCGAGGAAAUUGACUCGGAUGGCAGCGGUACAGUUGAUUUCGAUGAAUUCAUGGAAAUGAUGACUGGCGAGUAAAAUGUUGCACUAAAAAAGAAGUCAAAGCUGCCCAAGAUCCUACUUUUUUAUACUGAAUUUACUGAUUAUUAUUUUUUUGUCUACGAUAUUUAUUCUAUUUAUUUAUUUUUCUACAUUUUAAGAUGGUGAAAACAUUUUCUCAUGUAAUUUACUUUAUUUUUUAUGAAUAAAUUUGUGGCGACUAGAUACAGACACAAAAAAUUGAAAAGAGUUUU
Messenger RNA from Culicoides brevitarsis, 788 nucleotides. Its product is annotated as troponin C-like. Gene Ontology annotation, cellular component: myosin II complex. The transcript has 4 exons. The record is from RefSeq and is a predicted model, not a curated record. NCBI's taxonomy places the organism in Eukaryota, Metazoa, Arthropoda, Insecta, Diptera, Ceratopogonidae. The coding region runs from base 100 to 573 and encodes 157 amino acids. Gene Ontology annotation, molecular function: calcium ion binding.